GAGAAGCCUCCGCCCCUGGCCCCAGGCGCCCAUUAAUACCGCGCCCGCACUGCGCCCCGCGCUCGCUCCCCAUGCCCGCGCCUCGCCGCGCGCGCGCUGCCAGUGCCAGUGCCAGUGCCAACCAUGCUCGGCGCGGCGCUCCGGCUCCGCCUCCGCGUGCUCCGCCGCCGCUGCCUCCGGGGCCAGCGGCGCCGCAGGCGCACCCGUGGGGGGAGAGCGGCUGUGGAGGGCGGGGGGCGGGAGCCCGUGCUGCUGGUGUCCGGGAUGGGCGGGUCGGUGCUGCACGCGCGCCGGCGGUCCAACCCCAAGUUCGACCUCCGGGUCUGGGUGCGCAUCCUCUUCGCCAACCUCGACUUCAAGAAGUACCUCUGGUCGCUCUACAACGCGGACACCGGGUACGUGGAGCCGUUGGACGACGACGUGGAGAUUGUCGUGCCGGAGGACGAUCACGGGCUGUACGCCAUCGACGUUCUUGAUCCUUCCUGGUUUGUAGAACUUGUCCAUCUGACUAUGGUGUAUCACUUCCACGAUAUGAUCGAUAUGCUCAUUAACUGUGGAUACGAGAAAGGGACCACACUAUUUGGAUAUGGUUAUGAUUUUCGUCAAAGCAACAGGAUAGACAAAGCGAUGGCUGGUUUGAGAACAAAACUCAAAACUGCUUAUAAGACCUCUGGAGGGAAAAAGGUUAACAUAAUCUCACAUUCUAUGGGUGGAUUGCUAGUGCGCUGCUUCAUGUCUAUGAAUCAUGAUGUAUUCUCAAAAUAUGUAAACAAAUGGAUUUGCAUUGCUUGUCCAUUUCAAGGUGCCCCAGGAUGUAUCAAUGAUUCUCUCCUUACUGGGCUGCAGUUUGUUUAUGGUUUUGAGAGCUUCUUUUUUGUUUCUCGAUGGGCAAUGCACCAACUGCUUGUUGAAUGCCCAGCUAUCUAUGAAAUGUUACCCAAUCUGAACUUCAAUUGGAAGGAAAAACCAAUUAUUCAGGUUUGGCGUAAGAACCCUGAAAAGGAUGGAACGGUGGAGCUAGUUCUAUAUGAAGCAAGUGAUUGUGUAUCCUUGUUCGAAGAAGCACUAAGAAACAAUGAGCUCACGUAUAACGGGAAGAAAGUAGCGCUGCCAUUCAAUAUGUCCGUUUUCAAAUGGGCCACUGAGACUCGCCGAAUUCUAGACAAUGCUGAACUACCAGAUACUGUGAGUUUCUACAACAUAUAUGGGAGAUCUUAUGACACUCCAUAUAAUGUAUGGCCUGUAGGUUAUCAAUAUAUGAGGUUAAGGUAGGGAAACUUUAGUAUCUGACAUGAAUUCGGAUGGUAAUCUAGUAAUCUAUAAAUAUUGAAUAUGAUUUGAAGAAAUGAGGCAGUUUCUUGUCAAUCUGUUUGAAAAGAUAUACGACCAUUCUAGAUCCAAAGAUGGAGAUCCGGAUAACAUUUUCUUUUGUGAGGAUACAUCGUACUUCAGAUUAGGUGAGAAUACUCUACUGACGAGUCUGACAACUGAUACAUGCGAUUUUGUUCUUCUGUCAGCUAUGGCUCUGAAAGCUCCCCGAUUGGAGAUUUGUCAGAAGUGUGUCACACAGUGGUACUGUACCCUCUUGCUUGAAAGUUUAAACUCAUCAGGGUCUAGUUGUAUACCUUCAAUGGCUGUUCACAGUAAUAUGAAACCGGGACUUCCUCUUUUCAGCCAGCAUACACGUAUGUGGAUGGUGAUUGCACAGUUCCUAUUGAAUCUGCAAUGGUAAGUUGAUAACCAUCCUGCACCAUGCCUGUGCCACGAGUAUGCUAAGCACUGCAUUCCUUGUUUUGUUAAAGACGCCUAGUACUACAUGAACCUGUAAAAAUGCUAGACCAAAAUAUCAAAAGUGGGUUCCAUAAAAAAAUGUCAAAAGUGAAACUGUAGCAGUUUCAGGUGUACACCAAGGUUGCACAAGAGCAGUAUACACACCCCAGCGCCAGGAGUGAACAUACCCAAGCAGUAGUUCAUAUUCUUUCAAGUGCCUUUUAGUUCAUUUGG
Messenger RNA from Panicum virgatum (switchgrass), 2004 nucleotides. RefSeq names its product phospholipase A(1) LCAT3. The coding region runs from base 124 to 1272 and encodes 382 amino acids. The transcript is spliced from 9 exons. Lineage: Eukaryota; Viridiplantae; Streptophyta; Magnoliopsida; Poales; Poaceae. Gene Ontology annotation, biological process: lipid metabolic process. The record is from RefSeq and is a predicted model, not a curated record.